Oldenlandia corymbosa var. corymbosa is the source of this 501-nucleotide messenger RNA. Lineage: Eukaryota; Viridiplantae; Streptophyta; Magnoliopsida; Gentianales; Rubiaceae. The record is from the annotation of a GenBank genome assembly.
AUGGCCGACCGUGAUCGCCCGCAGCCACACCAGAUCCAGGUGCACCCGCAACGCGGCGGAUUCGGGGAUGUUGGGUUCAAGGCUCCCCAAAGAGGCCCAUCGGCAAGUCAGAUCUUGGCUGUUGUCACUCUGCUUCCUGUGGGCGGCUCACUUCUGGCCCUCGCUGGACUGACUCUGGCCGGGUCUUUGAUUGGGCUUGCUCUUACCACCCCGCUUUUCAUCAUCUGCAGCCCUGUGCUUGUCCCCGCUGCUGUCUUGCUGGGCUUGGCCGUCACUGGAAUCUUGUCCUCCGGGGCGUUCGGUUUAACUGGGCUGUCUUCCUUGUCUUGGGUUCUGAGUUACUUCAGGCAGAGGGUGCCCGAGAGUAUGGACUAUGCUAAGCGGAGCCUUCAGGAUACUGCCGUGACAUUGGGCCAAAAGACUAAGGAGGUUGGAGAGAAGAUCCAGACCAAGGCUCAGGAACCUGGAAGGGAACAAACUGGAAGAGAAACUUCAAAAUGA